Molecule: messenger RNA, 1692 nt
Organism: Tribolium madens (black flour beetle)
Lineage: Eukaryota; Metazoa; Arthropoda; Insecta; Coleoptera; Tenebrionidae
Product: ubiquitin domain-containing protein UBFD1-like
Exons: 7
Coding region: 375-1220 (281 amino acids)
Molecular function (GO): cadherin binding; RNA binding
Source: RefSeq, a predicted model, not a curated record
UUAGGCAAAUUGCCAACAUAAAUAUUGACAAAAAAAUUUGCUACUUGGGCAUUUUCCCGUAACGGAUUUCACAAAAGCUUACGUUUUUUGCCGAUUUUAUCGAAACCAAGCACGUGCAUUCGUGGUUUUUGUACUCCAUCUAGUACAAUUCUUACCUCACUCGUGUCACAUUUUGGUGUUCAUUUCAAGAUGGAGUGUGUAGUAUAUUUUAUAUAAAUUUGAAGCCCUUUGUUCAGUGAACUGCAGUUCCGAAAAAUUUCCUAAUAUGUGAUUUAACUUUGUCGAAAUUCUUGCAAGUCAUUAUCUGUCAAACAAGAAAGUUAUCUGCCAUACGUUCUUUUUAUCCAAAAAAUUGUCAUUCUGACUAUUUAAAUAUGAAGCGUGGUUUUUCUAGCGAAAAUGAUAGCAAAAUUUCAAAUAUUUCUGAGGAAAACAUAACCAAAGACGAAAGUGAUAAGUUAAACGAGCCUUCAGAAUGUAAAAUUCCUAAAACCGAAGACAGUGAAACGAAAGAAUGUAAAUCAAAUGAGGAAGGAAGCGAAGAAAUAGAAGUUAAAAUAAUUUAUAACAAAAAAAAAUACGAUGUCAGUGCGCCAUCAAACACUACCAUUGCUGAUUUUAAAAAAAUACUACAGGGUCUUUUAGGAAUUCCUGAUUCUAUGCAGAAAUUAAUGUAUAAGGGAUUAUUGCAAGAUAAUCAAACUUUAAGUACUGCUGGAAUUACAAAAGGUUCUAAAAUUAUGUUAGUAGGUUCUACUUUGAAUGAUGUUUUGGCUGUGUCUUCAGUUAGUAAACAAGAUGUUGUAGAAAUGGAGAAAGCAGCCACUGUGAAGGAACCACUAUGUAAACAAAAAAUUCAUAGGAAAGUUUUAGAUAAAGGUGUACCUGAAGAUGCCAUGCCAGGAAUUAAAAACAUAAAAGAAGGCUUGCCCCCUCUGCCAUUGUCAGGUAUGCUUAAUAAGCAUGGAGGUAAAGUCAGACUGACAUUUAAACUAGAAAGUGACCAAUUGUGGCUCAGUACCAAGGAACGUACUGAAAAACUGCCCAUGGGAUCAAUUAAAAGCAUAGUUUCUGAGUCAAUUGAAGGGCAUGAGGAAUAUCACAUAUUGGGUUUACAACUAGGGCCUACAGAAGCGUCAAGAUAUUGGAUAUACUGGGUGCCUGCACAGUAUGUAGAUGCAAUUAAAGACGCAGUUUUAGGCAAAUGGCAGUACUUUUGACUUUAUCAAGCCAGCCAAGCUAACAGUAUUGAGAUCAACAGGUUUAAUUUAAUUUUUAUGUAUGGGCAGAGAUUACAUUAAUCUUUAACAUGCAUCAUGACUUAAAAGGGAAUCAAUAUAUUUUUUUCAAACUUUUAGUUUUUCAUAUGGAAUUUAGUAUGUUAUUGUAGGUUUGCUUUUGUGAUAUUGAUCAUUGAUAUUGUUAGCAUAACUGCUUUGAAUUCAAGUGAUGAACUCAAUAUUUGUGAUGUGUGUUGAUUUGGUAAAGUUGACACUAAGUUCCAAACACGUUUAUAUAUUCAAAAAUUGCUUUUUUAGUGAUUUAAUGUUAACUGUAUCACAUCAACAAAUCUGUAAUAUAACCUAAUUUUUAUAAAAACUACAAAUGAUUUCUCAUUUGCUAUGUGUUAAUUAAGAUUUUCAGUUGUAUUGUGUGAUUAUUAUAAAGCAAAUAAAUAGUUUUUAUGUUCUA